Ixodes scapularis (black-legged tick) is the source of this 6631-nucleotide messenger RNA. Its product is annotated as toll-like receptor Tollo. Gene Ontology annotation, biological process: signal transduction. The record is from RefSeq and is a predicted model, not a curated record. Lineage: Eukaryota; Metazoa; Arthropoda; Arachnida; Ixodida; Ixodidae. The transcript is spliced from 5 exons. Bases 1107 to 4808 code for a protein of 1233 amino acids. Gene Ontology annotation, molecular function: protein binding.
AACUUGGCCCGACGCCCGCGUCGGGGCGCAACGGUGGCCGGCGCCGCCGCCUGGCGUGCCGCGGCGUUCCCCUCGUGCUGUGUUGGAAAAGCGAACGCGCGGGGACGGUCGCCAGUUCUCGCGUGGAAGUGCUCCGAGCCGGCCGCUCCGAGAGAGCUCGCCUGCUGCUCCGCGUGUGCUCCGAAGGGGGACUGCCUCGUGCAGUGUGUGGUGCCGGCGACAAGGAUUUGCCGCGGCGGUGCCUGUGCGACGGUGUGUGAUCGGUGCAUCUUGGCGGAGCCGUCUUCCGGUCGUUGACUGAACGUUGCUGCGCCGUCGGUCCGAGCGGGGUUCGCCGCUUCGUCUGGAGCCUCGUGACAGUGGAUACGGCGUCGGGGUCCUGACUGCGUGAAUUAGGAGUCAAGCCUCGACUUGGACCGGGAGAUACGGAGGAUUACGUGUGCCUGAAGCUUGGAUUUGAUGUUUCUAGGAACGGCCGAUUUAGAAGCUCCAGUCGACGAAGAAGUCGCCAUGCCCAAGUUAAAGUCGAAAGUUUUCUAGUUCAUGAAGAGGAAGAAGGUUCUAUUUUGGAUUACCUGACCUUCUCUGCUUCAUCCAAUGGAUCACGCAACUUUUAGGACGACGCAGGGGCCUCGUUCCAGCGGCCGGAGCCGACGUGGCUGCAGUCGGUUCAGGUGAAGGAGCCGGAAGACGCUCUUCGAGGCACGGAGACACGCCCGGCUUAUCAGGCGCCCCGGCCAUCCUUCCCUCCCGUCCCCGAGUGCGCCUAAGCUGGGCCAUCCUUCCGGCCCGCUGUGCCCCUCUUCCCCAGAAACUCGGAGGAGCCUCCCCAGAGGACAACGUCGCACGAGAUCACUCGAGGGGAACUGAGCCCUUCCCCAGGACCCGGUGGUGCCCGGUCGAUUCUCAAAAGAAGACCCCCCGCCCUCACUCCCGGGAUUGGGACGUCGCUCCGCUUUCUGCGUUUCUUCUUCGUGAAAGUGAAGUGUCGUUCGUGCUCCGCCGAGGACGCGGCCUGUCGGUUUCUUUUUUUUCUUUGGUUUCGACAAUGAGAAGUGUUGGUGAAGUUCUAGCCCCAUCGCAGCGUGCGUGAAGUUUCCUCAUCGAUGUGCUUCGGAACGCCCACUAUGGUGUUACGGCCGUGCGUGAGGACUCCGUGCCGCGCCAAGCGUCACUCCGGAGUGACGCUGGCGGUGGUGCUGCUGGUGGCGACGUCCUUACCAGGACUGUGCGCGGCCGCCCACUACGUGCUGGCCGAGGACUGCGACUGGCGCACGACGCAGCAGUCGUCGAGCACCGAGAUCGCCCUCAAGUGCCGCUUCCAGGCGAUCCGCGCGGGUCCCGACGGGACCAACUUCAGCCUCAUCCAGCCGGACCACACGACCAGCCUGACAGUGUUGUGCGGUUCGCUGUUCACCGAGAGCCGACUCGGCAACGGGACCUUUUCCACGCUGAGGUUCCUCCGCACGCUACACAUGGAGCAGUGUAAACUGGCGGAGGUGCCGGACUCCGCGCUGGCGGGACUAGUCGAACUAAGGAACCUCACCAUCCGGACUUACAACGGCGACUGGGGUGCGCUGUCGCUGGCCCUGGGCCGGCGAUCGCUCUCUCCACUGAAGCUCCUGGAGCGGUUAGACUUGGGUCACAACAACAUGAUUUCUGUGCCCCGGUCGCCCUUCUGUGAGCUGGGGAACCUCAAGUCUCUCAACCUCACUCACAACAGCUUCGAGGACAUGACCAACAUGGGCUUCAACGAGUAUUCCGAAGACAAGCCCAAGUGUCUGGAUGAACUCGUGGAGCUGGACCUGUCCCACAACAAGCUGAGGUACAUCGACGACCGGGCAUUCAUGGCACUCCGAAACCUGCGCCUGCUUUACCUCCAACGCAAUCAGCUGACGCAGCUCGUCGAAACCGCCUUCGGUGCCCUCGGUCGCCUGCAAGUAGUCGACAUGUCGCACAAUCAGUUGAACACCAUCCCACCCAAGCUGCUGCACGGCUCCGUCGACCUACGCGAACUGUAUCUGCAGAAUAACUCGUUGGGACUUCUGUCACCUCACACGUUCACCGACUUGCAGCAGCUGGUCAUCCUGAACUUGAGCCACAACCAGAUUUCCAGCGAGUGGAUAACGCACGAUACGUUCGCCGAUCUUAUUCGCCUGGUCAUCCUAAACCUGAGCCAUAAUCUGCUGAGGCACAUUAACGCCACGACAUUCCAAUCUCAGUACAGCUUGCAGAUCUUAAACCUUGACCACAACCAGAUUGAAGCCAUUGACGACAAUGCCUUUUCUUCGCUUUACAAUCUCCAUACUCUGAUUCUGAGCGACAACAGACUGCGGCACCUGGACAUCUUCACUCUGAACGGACUCUACGUGCUCAGCAACCUUGCCCUAGAUCGGAACCACCUGCAGACGAUUCAUCUAGAAGGCUUCAAGAAUUGCAGUAGCCUUCAAGACUUGCAACUUUCAGGAAACAGACUAGCAGACGUUCCAAAUGCUCUUCAGUUCUUGAGGUUUCUCAUAACGCUGGAUCUUUCCGAAAACGUUAUAACAAAUAUAACGAACACUACCUUGUCGGGAAUGACGAAUCUUCACAUCCUCAGGCUCUCGGGUAACCAGAUCGGCAAUAUGACAAGAGGAACGUUCCAGGAACUGAAGUCGCUGAGGAGGCUCGAUCUGUCCAACAACAAAAUCACAGCUUUGGAGCACGGGAUUUUCGAUGAUGCUGCCGCUUUGAAUGUGAUCCUUUUGAACGACAAUCUUUUGAAGGACAUCAAUGGACUCUUUAUGAACUUGGCGCACCUGAGGCUGCUAAACGUGUCGCGCAAUGGGAUCACAUGGUUCGAUUACGCCCUGGUACCGCGUCAACUGAAGCAUCUUGAUAUCCAUGACAACGAAAUUGAGACUUUGGGUAACUACUACGAACUCGAAGACAAAAUGCACCUUAAGAUCCUCGAUGCGUCGUACAACAACAUCAAGGAAAUCAAUGCGGCUUCAUUUCCAAACCAGGUGGAAGUGAUUUCUCUUAGCAUGAAUCGAAUCAGCAUUAUUCACCCGUUCACGUUCAUGGCCAAGCACAACCUGACCAAAGUCAACCUGACCCAUAAUCGCUUACAGAACGUAGACAUAAACGCUUUCCGCCUCAAGCCCAUUUCGUCGAAAGUGAUCCUUCCGGACUUCUGGAUUGCUGACAACCUCUACUUCUGCGACUGCACCAUGGAGUGGCUCCAGCGGAUCAACAAUUUGGACGAGAUUCGCCAAUAUCCGCGGGUUGUGGAUCUCAACGAAGUAAUGUGUCAGAUGCCGUUCGGCCGCAGGAAGCCACGGAUGCUCCUUUCGGACGCCAAUUCCUCAGACUUCCUAUGCAAAUACAAAAGCCACUGCUUCGCCCUAUGCCACUGCUGCGAGUUCGACGCUUGCGAUUGCGAAAUGGUCUGCCCCGAAAACUGCACGUGUUACUCGGAUCAGACGUGGAACACCAACAUUGUGGACUGCAGCUUCACGUCGUACGGCGCCAUCCCGCCUCGUGUUCCCAUGGAUGUCACGGAGCUGUACCUCGACGGCAACGACAUGUCCCAUCUGUCGAGUCACAGCUUCAUCGGACGCAAGAACCUCAAGGUCCUCUACCUGAACAACAGCAACGUCCAAACGAUCCACAACCGCACCUUCAACGGGUUGGUCGGCCUUCAGGUUCUUCACCUCGAUCACAACAAGGUGACUGCGCUUCAUGGCUUUGAGUUCGAGAACCUCACGAACCUACGCGAGCUGCACCUAUCCCACAAUCGGCUCGCCACGGUGAGCAACAGGACGUUCGUGUCGCUCAAGUCCCUCACGAUUCUCUACCUGGACAACAACUACAUCGUCGAGUUCCAGGUGUGGAACUUCAACUACAACCCUUCCCUCAGUGACCUUCGGCUGGGCCACAACCCGUGGUCCUGCGGCUGUCGUUUCAUGGAGAACUUCCAGGACUGGGUGCACAUGUUCGGGGCGCCCCUCAAGGACUCCGUGGCCAUCCGCUGCCGCCAGAACCAGACCAUGGGGCCCUUUUUGCUCGAAUUCAACGCCACGGCGUGCACCAACUUCACGGCCGUCACCUACUUCCAGGCCGUGUUCUCGGACAACUACAUGCCGCUCCUCAUCGUCUUGCCUUCCGUGGUCGUGCUCCUGCUUUUCGUGCUCGUGCUAGUGCUCGUGUACCGGAAGCAGAUGAAAGUGUGGGUGCACAGCAAGUACGGCGUGCGUUUGUUCCGGCGCAGCCAGUACGCGCCCGAAGUGGACAGACUCUUCGACGCCUUCGUGUCCUACUGUAAGAAGGACGAGGCCUUCGUGGCGCAAAUCCUGGCGCCCGAGCUGGAGUGCGGCAGCCACCCGCCGUUCCGGCUGUGCCUUCGCUACCGCGAUCUGCCCAUGUCGGGCUACGUGGCCGAGGCCAUCACCGAGGCCGUCGAGUGCAGCCACCGGACACUGGUUGUGCUCUCGGAGCAGUUCCUCAAGAGUGAGUGGUGUCGCUUCGAACUCAAGACGGCGCACCACGAGCUGCGCUGCAACAGCAGGCACCGGCUCGUCGUGGUGCUCCUCGACGACGUAGCCGUGAAAGAGAUGGACGCCGACGCGCGCCAGUGCCUCCGCUCGGCGGUGCUCCUGCGCUGGGGGGACAAGAGGUUCUGGGAGAAGCUGCGCUACGCGCUGCCGGACGCCGCCCGUGCAGGCCGCAAGCAGGUGGUCGUGAACCAGGCGUCCGAGGUCACCGUGUGUCCGCCGCACCUCAUGUCCUCCACGCGCUGCCCCAACAACGCGAUCAAGCUGGUCUGACACUCUACGCUUGUGUGGACGCGACGGUGCGGCGGACAAAACACGUGCACCCACCUUUGGUCCCGGUCCCCCCGCUGACGCGACGCGGCUCCGGCUGAGCGACGCGGACUCCGCGCCGGCACAACCACAGAGGGCGCAAGAGCGCGCCACGACCGCGCAGUUAGGAGGUAGGACGCCUUGAGAGCCUGUAGUGCCUUUCCUUUUUACACGUUUUGUACCGAGGUAGAGCGGUCGGAGCCUUAGCGAAACGCGGUAGCCCCUCGUGGACCAUGAUUUUGCUCGCGUGUCGCCGAGACGUAGCGUAGCGUUUUCUUUGUCGUCUCUCAAGAGGGCCCGGACCAAAGGUGCGUUCGUGCACCCACUGACCAAAGUGAACGCUGCGCCUGGUGCGCGUAAACAAAUAAGAACUUUAUUCCGUUGCCAAAAUAUAGUGCGUGUUCUUCGAGACACCUCUGGACUUCCCAGCAGCAAGCACACCAACGGAGUGCUCGUGUCAGCUGUGACCGUCGUGAACUUUCUUGGACAAACGAAGAAGAUAUCUGCGGUAUAUCUAGUAGUUCCUGUAAACAAGACAAAAUGAAUCUGUAUAUAGAAGUAUUUAAAGUCGGCCACGUAAACCCACAAAAGCCUUUUUUUUUUUUCUCGCGAAUUUUAGAUUACACUAGAAUGGUUGUGUGACUCAGAUUUCGCAUCUCCUUGCUGUUUCGUUGCGAUGCUCGUGCCGCCUUCCAAGGUGUUCGGCGACCCCGUCGAACGCUGCCCUCCCGCGGGGGCCCUGCCUUCGGCCCCCCUAUUUAUUUGUCCCCCUCCCCCCUGUGUGUGGCGCGGAGACGUAUUUAUGUUCCUAGCCUUAAUCGAGAGUCAGCGCUCUGUUUUCCUCCAGCUUGUUUCAUUUCUGCCGUAUCCCGGCCUUCCACCAGUCAGUUUUAAAAUCGGGAAGCCGGGAUUGCCUUGUCGUCUUGUCGGUACCAUGGCGGUCAGACAGCGAGCAGGUUGAACAGAGUUUCGUUCUUUUUACGAAGGCGUCUCUCACACUGGAAGCCUCUGUUUGUACAUAACUUCGACAUGUUUUAUUUGUCGCGUGGCCAGCCCCUUAUACAUAUACUGUGUUCCGAGAUGGCGCUGUGUGUUAGCGCUGCGAUUAGGGGUGAAGAAGAAAGCAACAGAGAAGUAAGAUGCAUACUUUUGUACAAAGUCUCAGCGAAAUAGACGAGGAAAUGGUAACCGCAGGCCUGUGUGAUAGUGGCAACUAAGAAGGAACGGGGCAAAAACCGUUUCAGGAAUUCCCAUUUGCUCGCGAGGUCCUCGACGUUGGUACAGUGGCAGGCUGCUUAGGUUGUACAGGAAGGAAGCAGCCGGGGACUUUCCAUUGUAUUGUUGUCGUUUCUUUUUCAAAUGCGCGUUAGUCAUAGAGUACAAAAGAACUUCUUGAAAUAGCGAUUUUUAAAAAGGAAUGCCAGUGUACGGAAACUACGUUCCUCCGAAUUGCGCUGUAGGUUAAAAAGCAUCGGGAAAACUGAAAGAUAAGUUGUCUCUCUGCUAAAUCGGGCCCUUUCCUCGAGAUGCUUCAGUGUAUGAAUGGCUUGUAGCAGUGAGUUGCCUAAAUUCCGUGCAUGUGGCAGCCUUCAAUAUGCAAAACGUGGGGACAGAACGUGUGAAAGUAGUAAAAUGUUGAAAAUUUUGUUUGUUAGACCGUGCGCUUGCGACGUCGAGGGGCGAAUUCCUCUCUACGAGUGUAAAAGAAAAAAAAAAAAACGUCACAGCAUGGCCCGUCUUGCUAGCAUUACAACUGUGAUAUAUUAAUAAAAAAAAAGAACAACUUC